AUGCCCAGACGUUCAUACAACACAUCAAAUUCCAACGACAUAUCGUCGCUUACCGAGGAAGAAAUUGAAGAGAUCCAUGAAGCAUUCAAUUUAUUCGAUACUGAAAACUCUGGUACUGUGGACCCUAAGGAGAUAAAAUGUGCGAUGCAGAGUCUCGGAUUGGACACAAAAAACCCUUUGGUAUUUCAAAUAAUAUCUGAUAUUGAAAAAUCUGGAUCUUCUAGCAUCAAUUUUAACGAUUUUCUUCAAUUUAUCACUUCCAGACUGGGAAAUCGUAACUCUAAGGAAGGGAUUCAAAAGAUAUUUAAUCUAUUCGAUGACGAUAAAACUGGAUCUAUUUCCUUUAAAAAUAUUAAGAGGGUAGCCAAAGAAUUAGGUGAAAACAUCUCGGAUCAAGAACUGAGGGAUAUGAUCAACAAAGCAGAUUCUAACGGAGAUGGUGAACUUUCGUUCGACGAUUUUUAUAACAUCAUGACUAGGAAAGUGUUUUCGUGA
Molecule: messenger RNA, 495 nt
Organism: Babesia microti strain RI
Lineage: Eukaryota; Apicomplexa; Aconoidasida; Piroplasmida; Babesiidae
Product: Caltractin ICL1c
Exons: 3
Coding region: 1-495 (164 amino acids)
Biological process (GO): centriole replication; mitotic cell cycle
Cellular component (GO): centrosome; centriole
Molecular function (GO): calcium ion binding
Source: RefSeq, a predicted model, not a curated record